Peronospora belbahrii is the source of this 783-nucleotide messenger RNA. Lineage: Eukaryota; Oomycota; Peronosporomycetes; Peronosporales; Peronosporaceae. The record is from the annotation of a GenBank genome assembly.
AUGGCUGAUCAAGUGGAUUCAACUAGUGGGAUUGAAGCUCAAGUGACUUCAUCUACACACUGGUCAGAGCAUAAUGCACCGAAUGGUCGAAAGUAUUAUUACAAUGCAAUUACAGGCGAAUCGACGUGGGAAUGUCCAGUAGAACUAUCAAUAGCAGCUUCACAAGCAGAAUUAUCUCGUGGUAUUAUCACUUCUCAGCAACAAUCGAGUCUUAGUGCUUUUCAACAGCCUCAGCAACAACUUGGAGGUCAAGCACCUCAAGGUGUUACGCCCUAUGGAGGAUAUCCACAAUCAUACGGCCAACCUAUGCAAUAUCCACCUCCGUACGGUGGUAGUGGCUAUAUGUACCCUUUUCCACAAGCUUAUGGUUAUCCACCACAGAUUGUAGGUCCAGGUCCUCCGAUCCAGACCACGGAAAGUGGUCAAGGACCUCCUGGAUGUAAUUUAUUUGUGUUUCAUAUCCCGAACGACAUGACUAACCAAGAUCUCUUCAAUUACUUUGCUACAUUUGGCAACGUGAUUAGCGCUCGCAUUAUGGUGGAAAAGGAGACGGGAAGGAGCCGUGGUUUUGGUUUUGUGAGCUACGACAAUGCUUCGUCAGCUGAUGCUGCUAUUAAGGGAAUGAAUGGUUUUCAGGUUGGUCGCAAACGCCUGAAAGUGCAGCACAAGAAGGAGAAGAGCCAAGGUCCUAUGUUUGGCGACAUGACUGGUCACAUGGACAGCAACGCCAAUGAAAUGGCUGCCCAGGGCGCUAGUGCUACUUCGCUGCCCUCAGGCAACUAG